Trachymyrmex cornetzi is the source of this 795-nucleotide messenger RNA. RefSeq lists its product as uncharacterized. The coding region runs from base 1 to 795 and encodes 264 amino acids. The transcript is spliced from 5 exons. NCBI's taxonomy places the organism in Eukaryota, Metazoa, Arthropoda, Insecta, Hymenoptera, Formicidae. The record is from RefSeq and is a predicted model, not a curated record.
AUGAAUCUACAGUUUGUAAUUACUCACAGAAGUUUCCAGAAGGAUAAAGAUGAAAAAUAUAUUAGUACAGAAUUUCAUAGUCUAAGUGAUCUUUUAAUUAUUGACGAUGUGGAAAAUAUAGAUCCAGAAAAUUCAUUUAUUCUUCCACCACAUCAUAGAUGUACGAGUCAUACAUUGAAUCUUAUAGCAGUAAAAGAUUCUGAUAAAGCUUUAAACAAUAAUGCUAUAUAUAAAAAGAAAUAUAGAAUAAUAUUCGCUAAACUAAUAAAACUUUGGAAUAAGCAAAAUCAGUCAACACAAGCAGCUGAUAAAAUAAAGGAAAUUUGUGGUGUUUAUUUAAAAACUCCUGUAAUUACCAGAUGGAACUCUACUUUUGAUUCAGUACUACAACUAGUAAAACUUUUGAAAAAUGAUUCCGAAAAAAUUAAUCAGUGUUUGGAUUAUUGCAAUUUGCAAAGACUAACAGAAAAUGAAAUUAAAUUCCUAGAAGAAUAUUGUCAGAUUAUGGAACCUUUGGCCCGAGCUUUGGAUAUAAUACAGGGAGAAACAGGGAUGGGAUUUUUACUACCAGUUCUGAAAACUUUACAAGAAAAAAUGGAAAAAUUCAACAAAAACGGAUUUACUCAUUGUCAGGCGCUUAUUACAGCUGUUCAAGAAGGUUUAAAUAAAAAGUCGAGGAUCAAUAAAGGAACAAUCAUUAUUAUUGCACAUUUGAAGACCGUUAGGAUGUGGGCCAUUAUCGGAUUCGUCAAGGUCACAACACUGAUAACGAAUUGGUGCUAUGUUUGCCAGUAA